Penicillium daleae is the source of this 558-nucleotide messenger RNA. RefSeq lists its product as uncharacterized. The record is from RefSeq and is a predicted model, not a curated record. The transcript has 2 exons. Gene Ontology annotation, cellular component: mitochondrion. Bases 1 to 558 code for a protein of 185 amino acids. NCBI's taxonomy places the organism in Eukaryota, Fungi, Ascomycota, Eurotiomycetes, Eurotiales, Aspergillaceae. Gene Ontology annotation, biological process: autophagy of mitochondrion.
AUGGCCUGCCCUAUCACCAUUUCCAAGUUCGUCGGCACCGUGUCGCUGGGCCUACUGACGGGUCUGUCCUAUUCUACUGCUACUAUCACCAUCCCCUCCCUCCAGCUCCUACCGACCGCAACCACCGCCUCCCGCUGUCUCCAUGAGGUGAAGCGCCUCAACCGCAAGCAUGCGCUGCGCCUAUCCAGCCUCGCCAAUACCUGCCUUCUCUUCGCCUAUUGCGUCUCUCCUCCGCGCCGUCAACAUCCGUUCCUCGUUUGGAUGUGUGUCGCAUCUACCGCUAGCUCGUAUGGCCUCGACCUCUGGUUCAACCGACACAUGGGCUUGAAGAACUGGUUCUUCAGCAUCGUCUAUGAUACUACCUGUGUGUCCCUUGGCAGGAGCGCUUCGACCAAGAAGGAUGAUGAUAUUGUGGUUGUUGAGGCCGAGGAGGAUGUGAAUGGCGAGAGCGUCCGGCGCGAGAUGGACAAGGAACGCCGUCUACAACGAGCUCGGGCCUGGCUCUCGGGGCUUGCUUUAUCUGUGGGCGUUGUCGGUUUAUGGGGAGAUAAGAAGUGA